Trichoderma virens Gv29-8 is the source of this 1899-nucleotide messenger RNA. RefSeq lists its product as uncharacterized. The coding region runs from base 1 to 1899 and encodes 632 amino acids. NCBI's taxonomy places the organism in Eukaryota, Fungi, Ascomycota, Sordariomycetes, Hypocreales, Hypocreaceae. The transcript is spliced from 5 exons. The record is from RefSeq and is a predicted model, not a curated record.
AUGGCUUCCUCAGCUGUGCCAUCAUCGAGGUCAUCACGGCCCAUCCGAAUCGCCAAUUGCUCUGGUGCUCUAACUGAUCCGGGCAUCUUAAUGUACAACCAGGCCAAGUAUGGCCCUGUCGAUGUCAUCACAGGCGAUUACCUCGCAGAGGUGAGCAUGGCCGGCAGUGCGAUGCAGCAUGCGUCAAAUGGCACGGGCUGGAUCAGAUCCGCAUUCGAUGGAAUCCAGCUGUCCCUGGAUCUUAUAAACGAAAAGCGAAUCAAGGUAGUCGUCAACGGCGGAGCCAUGAACCCAAAAGGUUUGGCGGAAAAGAUUCACGAAUUGAUUCAUAGCAAAGGCUAUAAACUUCGUGUGGGUUACGUCGAAGGCGACAAUUUGAUGCAUAAAGUCCAUCAUUUACUCUCUAACCCUCUCCCUCAUCUCGACGGCGCAAAUCCCAACGUUCAGUAUGACAAAGACACUACAUCGUUUCUGGAUUCACCCGAGGAGAUGCCAAUUGUCGCAGCCAGCGCAUAUCUCGGUUAUCGUGCAAUUAAGAAAGGCCUGGAUGAAGGUGCAGAUAUUCUCAUCUGUGGUCGUGUUUCUGAUGCCUCACCAGUCAUCGGUGCCGCUGCUCAUUGGUAUAACUGGGCUGAAUCCGACUUUGAUCAGCUUGCCGGGUCGCUUAUUGCAGGCCAUCUAAUUGAAUGCUCGACUUAUGUCACUGGCGGCAACUUUUCUGGUGCAUAUAAACACCCUCACAGUGAUUUCCUGCGUCUGGCUCCGGGCAUUGCGGAAGUUCUCCCUAGCGGCGAAUGCAUAGUUACCAAGCACGAUUCUCUGAAUGGAUUUGUUACCCCCGACACAGUCAAAUCACAAUUCUUGUACGAGCUGCAAGGAAACAUUUACCUCAACAGCGACGUGAAAGCGGAUAUUUCCAACAUAGCAAUCGUCAAGGAAUCCAAAGAUCGAGUCCAUGUAUCUGGCGUCAAAGGCUAUCCACCUCCGCCUACGACAAAACUCGCCAUUUUCUACAAGGGAGGGUAUCAGUGCGAGCAUUUGCUGAAUGCCAACGGAUAUGCAACAGACCACAAAUGGGACAUGCAGGAGUUGCAAUUAAAGGAUACACUUAAAGAAUGGAAAAUAUUGGACAAGUUCGACGUCUUAGACUUCCAAAUUAUCGGUACACCGAUGAAGGACCCUGAUUCGCAAAACGCUUCUACCACAUACAUGAGAAUAUUUGCUCAGUCUAAAGACAGAGACGUUCUGACUAGAUUGCACAAGGCCUGGCACUAUCAGUUCAUGGCGCAUUUCCCGGGAAUGCACUAUUCGAUGGAUACACGUCUACUAACACCUAAGCCGUUCCUUGGCUACUACCCAGCUAUCGUAUCUCAAACCGAGAUUGAAGAGACCGUUACGAUAAUCGGUGACAGCUCAGCCGAAGAGAGGAUUCGCCAUCUUGUCCACCCACCCAAAAAGACAGAGCCGCUGUCACCUCGGGAAAAUUACGAGACAAGAGAUCCUGUGCCUCUAGAAAACUUCGGCCCGACUGUCAAUGUUCCACUGGGGGACCUCAUCCUCGCUCGAUCAGGCGACAAAGCAGGCAACAUCAACAUUGGCCUGUUUGUACAGACACCGGAGCAGUGGGAAUGGUUCCGCUCAUUCAUGACCAAGGAUAGGCUGCGCUCCCUGAUGAGGAAAGAUUGGAAGGACUGGUAUUUCCUGGAGAGGGUCGAAUUCGCAAAUAUUUACGCCGUUCAUUUUGUCAUUUAUGGGUCGCUGGGAAGAGGUGUAACUAGCUCAAGUCGGCUGGAUAAUCUGGGCAAAGGAUUUGCAGAAUUUAUUCGGGCAGUUCACGUUGAUAUCCCUCAAAAAUUUCUCGAGGAAACUGCCCGCUCGUCAAAACUUGAGCACCUAUAG